AUGAGAUACAAAAGCAUUCCGGAACUGAACACCAGCGCAACAGACAACAAGUCUGAGGCCAGCAGAAUCACCCAGGUCCAGAACAGUCUUUGCGAUCUGGUCGAGCAGGUCUCCAGGCUCAAGCAGCAGGCGGCUUCCUCGGAGGCAAACGCUAACUCCUGGCAGCAGCAGGUGAAGCAGAUUCACAGCCUCAUCGAAAGAAAGCAGAAUGAAGACUCAGCAUCAAUGCGCGUGACCAACGAGGUGGAGGCCAAGGUUGGGGCUUUGUCUGCUCAAGUGGCAGACAUGGCCGCCAGGAUGUUGGAGGUGGAGGGCAACUUGGACUUCGUUCGUGAGAGCGACCUGCCGAGCGGGGAGGCUGCGUCGCCCGAGCGUGCUGCCCCGGACAAGGAGGUUCCGGCGCAGCCGAGUGCGCUGCAGGAGAAGCUGGAAGCCGUGGCCGAGCAUUUGGAGGUCGUUGACGACCUGUCGGAUCGGAUCGCAGAGCUGGAGCGCCGACUGAGUACAGGCCAAGACUUCCACCCCAACUUGGGAAGCUCAUCACCUGGACCAAUGUCUGAGGUGAGCUUUGGAGGCGAGGCUCCCCUGAAGGCUUCGAAUGCGCUGCCAGAUGGUGUUGCCAGCCAGCUUGGCGAGCUUCAGCUUCGAAUAGAUGCCAUCGAUUUGAAGAUGAAGUCCGUGCAGGAGGCUGCGCUGAAGCAAGGCCCACCUGAUGGGAAGGCCGAGGAGGAGGUCAAGCAGCUGCGCAGCGAGUCCGUGACCUGA
Messenger RNA from Symbiodinium pilosum, 765 nucleotides. NCBI's taxonomy places the organism in Eukaryota, Dinophyceae, Suessiales, Symbiodiniaceae. The record is from the annotation of a GenBank genome assembly.